This is a messenger RNA of Papaver somniferum (opium poppy), 3010 nucleotides long. RefSeq names its product coiled-coil domain-containing protein 186-like. Lineage: Eukaryota; Viridiplantae; Streptophyta; Magnoliopsida; Ranunculales; Papaveraceae. The coding region runs from base 556 to 2820 and encodes 754 amino acids. The record is from RefSeq and is a predicted model, not a curated record. The transcript has 3 exons.
UGCAGUUAAUCACCUAAUGGCCGCUGUCGCUUUGGGUGCAUCAUGUGCGUUCCAAAGAGUCUGUGAAGACUUAUCCAAAAACAAAACCAAACAAAUCUUCCAUCAAUGUGCACUAUAUUGAGCAAUGCUCUAUCAAAAUUUACAAUUUCUUUCCUGAAAGAGUUAAAGACCAGUCAACAGUGUCAAUAAGACAUCUUAGUCCUCGGUAAAGUUGAGCUGCACAGGGGUAAAUCUGGACAAAAUUUAACAUUCUUAUCUGCAUCCGUCCUUGUCAUGUCAGCAUGUCUUCUCUUGUAAGGGUGAAACAUUAUUGGGGUAAAAUAGUAAAAUUCGUUGUUAUUAACGGACAGGCCCUCACUGUGGUUCAGGCUCAGCCUUGCUGCACCUGCUUUAUGGCGUUCUUUUCCUACUGCACAUGACCGCUUACCUUUUAUAGCAAGUUUUUCACCCUCUAUUCUCGCACCUGCUAUUGUUGCUUGCUGCUCCUUCCUUCAUCAUCAACUUCACCUUCUUCUUCCCUUCCUUUCAGAUUUCUUCCUUCUAGUUCCAUAGAUCAUGGAUAUAGUUGUUCAUCAGUAUCAGUGUGAGAUAAGGAAAAAAUGUGAAGAAAUUGAUUUCUGGAAGGAGAAAUCCUUUGUGUUACAGAGUCAAUGUAUGUCUCAGAAUGAUGAGUUGAAUGCUUAUAAAGUUAAGUAUGACGCGUUAGAUGCCCAAUUUCAGGACAAGAAUUUGGGUUCUGACAUUGUUGAGGGUAAGUUGAAGGACUUAACAAAUGAGGUUUCUGAAACUGAGAUUGAUAAGCUUAAGUACCAGAUAGUAUGUGGUAAAUUGAAUGAGCAUAUUGAGGAGUUGAAGACAAGGUGUGAGGAAUUGAACAAACAGGUGGAAUUGAAUCUGAAGCAGGAAGCUGAUUUGGAGAGAGAGUUGAAAGAUUGUAAAGCUCAGGGUUAUGAGACACAUGUUGAGCUCAACAAGUACAAGAAGAAGUGUGAUGAUUCGAAAAGACAGGUUGAGAAGUACAAGAGAAGGUGUAAGGAUUUGAAGAUACAAGUCGAUGAAAGGCGGAAGAGUCAACAUGGUUUGGAGAAACUAUUGGACAUUUAUAAAGCUAAGUAUGAUGAGAUGCAUGCUAAGCAUAUUGAGGGGUUGAGGAGAAGGUGUGAGGAAUCGAGCACACACUCAGAACCGAACGUGAUACAUGAAGUUGAUUUGGAGACACAGUGUAAUGAUAUGGAUGGUGAGCUCAAUAAGUACAAAACGACGUGUGAUAAUUUGAAUGGACAGAUUGAGGAGCUCAAGAGAAGGUGUAAGGAUUUGGAGUCACAAGUCAAAUGGAGUCGGAAGAGUCAAGUUGGCUUGGAGAAACAGUUGAAUAUUUAUAAAGGUAAGCAUGAUGAGAUGUAUGCUAGGUUUAAGGAGAGGACCGGAUUGGUGGUUUCUCUUGAUAAUGAUCUCAUGGAGCACAAGAGAAUGUGUGCUGAGCUGAAUCAAUGGGUUGAGAGCUUAGAAGAUGAAGUAAGAGCAACAAGAGAUGAGACGGGAAAUCGAAUUGACAGGCUCAAGAAGGUGAUUGGGCAUUUGGGGCGUGACAAAAGAAGGGCGGAGGAUGAGUGUGAAGUUUUGAAGAUCAAGUUUAGGGAGUCUGAGAGUCAAACAGCCUUGUAUCUGAAAGAAUUAGACGAUUACAAAGUCAAGUGUCAUGGUUUUUUGGUAGAGCUUCAGAAGAAGGCAGCGGAACAUAUUGAGUGUGAAAGUAAGUUGAAGGACUUAGCGUUGAUUACAACUUCUUCUGUGGAUGAACUUGAAGGCUACAAAACGGCCUUGAAUGGACUGAAAAAGCAAAUUACGUCUCUAACUGAAGAUCGAAAGGUUUUGUCCGAAAGAGAAAAGAAAGCAGAAGAAAGAGUCGCUUCCUUGCAAGAGGUAAUUAAGAAUUUGGUGGAAGAGAAAUCUAGUCAGCUCAGUGGGGAUAUCGAAUUGUAUUCCUCUCCUCCUGUAAACAGAGGUGAGCACGUCUCAGGCCCAAUGCCGAUUGAAAAGCAAUCAGAGCCUCUAGUAAUCUUGAAUGAAGACAGUGAGAAUGCAGUUUCACUAUUCAAGAUGGAAUGCACAGAUAGAUAUGAGUUGGAAGAGAGAGAGAUAGGCCUGUCUAUGCAAGAUAGCAAACAACCUGCUGGUAUCAGUGAGAAUGAGAACGAUAAGGAAAUCAGGCCAAAGCAUACUUGUGACGUCGGAUGCAAACAAAGACUGGACAUAUCAACUGGCAAUACAAUUGAGAGACUUUCAAACUCAACAAAGUGUCUGACAUCAUUAGAAACGCCGUUGUUUGGUCAGAAAGGCGAGGAAUAUGCCAUCAAAUGCGAACCAGUUGAUCUCCCAGUAACUUCAGCACCUAAAAGAAAGAGGCUCCUGGAAACAGUAACUGACAUUAUUGAUGAGGAUGACAAAAGUCUAGUUAGUAAACGAAGGGUGAAGAAACCCGAAGAGCUCACAGGAAAUCCUACAUCUGAAAUCUCUACCAUGAAUCUAUGUGCUGGGGAUGUUUCUGUCUCUUCAAAGGAUCAAAAUGCCCAAGAAUACACAACCAAUUUACAAGAAAGACUUGUCUCAGAAAACAAAUCUCAGGCUGAUCGAACAUCAAAAGAUGAAAAAUCUCCACAUAACUUGGAAAUGGAUGAGUCAUCACAAGUGAAGGUAUGUAGCUUAACUACUGAGAGUGAGAAAGUGGAAGAAGAAACUGAUUCUGAUAGCGGAGAUUGUAAAAGUGAAGCUGCAAUGGGUAAUGAGUUGGAUAGCAAUGAUGAAAAGGAUUCGACAUAAAAAAAACUAAUGCUCUAGGGGAAGAAGAUUAGAUUAGCACCUAAACUUAUUUAUGUGAGAAGACUUGGUAAGUUUUUAGUAGAAUGUAUAUUCUAACCGGUAAAACUCUUGUCGAAGAAUAGAUUUGGUACCUAAGGUUGUUAUGAGGAUCUUGUUUUUAUGCAAACUUGUGUUUGGUGACUUUGGUCUA